This is a messenger RNA of Zophobas morio, 2025 nucleotides long. RefSeq lists its product as uncharacterized. The annotation marks the transcript as partial. Gene Ontology annotation, molecular function: metalloendopeptidase activity; glycosyltransferase activity. The record is from RefSeq and is a predicted model, not a curated record. Lineage: Eukaryota; Metazoa; Arthropoda; Insecta; Coleoptera; Tenebrionidae. Gene Ontology annotation, cellular component: cytoplasm. Gene Ontology annotation, biological process: proteolysis. The transcript is spliced from 14 exons.
UUACAGACGAAUCUUUUGUGACACUGGUAACGAAUAAUCAGUAUGGUGUAGGAGCCUUAAUACUCGCUCUUUCUUUAAAGGAAGUAAAAACAAGCAGAAUGCUGUCAGUAAUUGUUACUGACAAAAUUUCUCGGGCUGUCGUUGAACGACUGCGAACAGUGUUCGACUUUGUAUUUACGGUAAAUGAAUUAAAUAGUAACGACGCAGCUAAUUUGGCUAUACUACAACGUCCUGAAUUGGGUGUUACUUUAACAAAAAUACUCGCUUGGGGAUUAACACAAUUUCGAAAAUGUUGCUUUAUGGAUGCUGAUACCCUGGUAAUUUCAAAUGUUGACGAUAUAUUUCAAAGGGAAGAAUUAAGUGCGGCUCCAGACGUGGGAUGGCCAGAUUGUUUCAACUCUGGGGUUUUUGUUUUCCUUCCUUCCAAGAAACAAUUAUCACAACUAAUUACAUUUGCGAAAAUGAAUAGAAGUUUCGAUGGUGGUGAUCAAGGAUUACUAAAUAUGUUUUUCAAUGACUGGGCUACUGCAGAUAUUAAAAAGCAUCUGCCCUUUACCUACAACUUCAACAUAAGCACGGGGUAUUCUUAUCUUCCUGCCUAUAAAUAUUAUGGUCAUCAAAUAAAAGUUAUCCAUUUUAUUGGCCCUUCGAAGCCCUGGCUUUGGGCUCGUGAUGAAACAGGUCGGACAGUUUUACCGAGAAGUGAUAUGGACUCAAGCCUUACAACGUUCGUACAGCGCUGGUGGGAUAUUUAUAAUAAAUAUUGUGAACAAGAGGAAGUCGCACAAAUUUUUAACGCGUCUAAGCAUAGCCCUCAAGUAUUGCCAGAAAAACAAUAUUUUUUUAAUUUUCAUCUAGUCGCGGAUCACACGGUCUUUUCUGCUAAUGGAGAUAAUAUCGACAGAACCGUAGCAAAAAUGGAUAGGCUUUUACGAGCUGUUAGUAGUUUUUAUGCUAAACAAAACGUAUUUAAUGACCCUAGGGAAAUAUUAACAUUUACCGGUGAUUAUGAAAUAUACAUGUCCCCUGGGCCCGUCAAUCCGGCAACCAUUCCUACUUUAAGCGGGGCCCAGAUCUUAAGAAAAUUUGGCACUGAAAACUAUUCUCAGUAUGACCUUGCCAUCUUGUUUACAUUACUUGAACUUCAGGGUUGCAGGGGGAGAUCCGUUUUAGGGGCUAUAUGUUCCCAUGAACAUACCAUAGAUAACGGAGAAUUAGUUUAUCAGAACGUCUUAUUUGUAAACUUUAAGAAUGAAGAAUCCAAACCUUUCUAUUCUCAAACGUUGAUAUUGGCACAUGAAAUAGGUCAUAGUCUUGGAUUAACUCAUGAUACAUCGACUUAUGUUAUGAGUCCUUAUCAUCUUCCAGAGAACCUCUUGGAGUUUUCUUCUAGUAAGAAGGAUGAUCUUAAGAAAAUUUGGAAAAAAAUACCUUGUUUGAAAUCUAAUAGUAAACUUUAUAAGGAUGGACAUAUAUUUGGGAAUGCAUUAAGUUAUGGAGAAUUUUUUAAUUUUGAUAAAAAAACCAAUGUUAAUGUAAUCUCUCCGGGGAGAGCAAAAGUUGAGGUUAGAGUUAUACCGCCUGUAAAGCGCGAGGUUACAGCGAAAAUUAUAGUUAAAGUUGAACCGCCUGUAGCGGGUAGUGUUGGGACUACUUCCUCUACAGAGAAAAGCAGUAACAGAGCUACGACCCCGGGUGAUAAUGUAAUGCCUAAGAUUUCACCAGAGAUUGAGUUUACUACUAAGGAGCCUGCAACAAGUAGUGGUAGCGCCACAGUACAUCCAGGAGUUGGAGCUUCUAUGGAGUCAUCAAAAAUCGAUAAAACUUCCACUUCCUCAAAAAAUAGCGUUCAAAAUACUGUGCUCUUGAACAUGAAUACUGACAUUACGUCAUCUAAGGUUUUUCCGAAUCUUGAUGCUAAAGCUAAACAGUCUUCGGCUAUCUGUCCGAGGACUUUAAUAACUAUUGCCACAAUAAUGCUGUUAACUUGCAUUAUAGUGCUUGAAUAGUGGUACUGUAUAUAGC